Iphiclides podalirius (scarce swallowtail) is the source of this 204-nucleotide messenger RNA. Lineage: Eukaryota; Metazoa; Arthropoda; Insecta; Lepidoptera; Papilionidae. The record is from the annotation of a GenBank genome assembly.
AUGGACUGCGAUGUUUGCGGUGAAAAAGAACCGUUACCCCACGCAAGAUUUACACAACGCGCAACUCGCUCGCGAGCACUAUGUAAACAAUGCAAGCGUAGUGCAACUAAUGGAGCAACUGCUAAUUAUGUGAACGCGUUAAGCAAUGUCAGCCAUGAAAUAUAUAACCUAACGCAAUGGGGAGAAAGGUUCUCGAGUGGUAGC